ACCGCUGAUUUGAUUUGAGUCGGCGCAGAAGAGCGCGAAAAUGAAAAACGAAGAGAACGCAGGAGAGUCGAACGGUAAUUCGGUCGCAGCAAAAUAAACUUUUAGAAUCGCCAGCGAGAGCAGUCUUAAAAGCCUGAGAAAAACUAAAAAACAGCGGCCUUUGACCACCUGACUAUCAAAACCAUUUAGAGGAAAGGAUAAUCACAACACGAUGAGCAGGAGAAGUGGAAACCAGGACGUGAAAUCGGAGAAGAUGCAGCGCUACUACGCGGAACGGGAGACCACAGGACCCGAGUUCGACGAUCGCCUGAUUAAGCUGGUGCGAGCUAAUCCGGCCAUAUACGAUGUCAGUCAUCCGCACUAUCGCCGCAACCCAGUAAGAGUGGAUAUAUGGGAUCGUAUUGCCAACGAACUGGGUGCCUCCUCUCGAUUCCUACAGACCAAGUGGAAAAACAUACGCUACAACUAUCUGCAGGAGGUCAAGGCGAUUGAGACUGGCCAGACGAACCCGAAUGUGCGCAAGCGGCGCUUCACCGAGGAUCUUUCCUUCCUGCAGAACACGGCCCAGACCUACAAUGUGAAGAAAGCGCAAAACUUCGUGGCUCCCCAAAACGGCGGCGGCAGUGACAACGACAGCAACAGCUUCCUGUAUCCCGAUCCAGAGCAUCUGAAGAUCGACGCCUCCGAGGGCUACGACAUCAUCGAACUGGACAACAGCGAGGAUGGCUCCAACAGCGACGACAACGAGAUUGUGCCGGAGCUGCAGCUGGUCAUGGAGGAGCCCAAACUGGAUCAUUCCCUGCAGACGACACUCAACGGCACCAGCAGCAGCAAUCACAGUCACGAACAUGACUCGCCGGCCUCCUCGCCCCUGCUCACGCCCAUGGUGGUCAUGGGCAAUGGCUACGACCAGGAGGUGCAUCCCAAGCCCGAGCAGAAAAACCUCAAGAACAGCUCACUGUCCAACGGAGAGGUGACCAUCGAACCCAUUUACAAGCCGGCGGCCACCAGGCGCACGUUACCCAGCGAUUUUCUAAGCAAUCCUUUCAAGCGCAAAGCCACCGAAACGCCGCUCCAGCCCCAGGUAACGCCCUACAGCGAUCCCAUCGAGCUGUACUGCCUCUCGCUGGUGGACACACUCCGCAGCAUGCCUAGGUCAGAGCGGGAACGAGUCAAGUUCGAGUUCGCCAGCAUUCUGAAGGACGCGAAGUAUAAGGACGAGUCCUAAGGCGUCGCUAUCCCAUAAACAUUACGUACAAUUCUCUAUUAGUCACCUUAGUCGUAAACAACGCACUUAACACUCAUUUUUAUACACUCCGUUUAUGUAUUAUUAAACUUACAUAUUUUUUGUUCUGCGUCUUAGGCUAAGUCUAAGUUAAUUUGUAUUAAGAUGAGGCAAUAUGUGUCCAUAUCUACUCAGUUGUAUCAACAAAAAUACGAAAUAAAUUAUGCACAAAACAAGA
Messenger RNA from Drosophila rhopaloa, 1463 nucleotides. RefSeq lists its product as uncharacterized. NCBI's taxonomy places the organism in Eukaryota, Metazoa, Arthropoda, Insecta, Diptera, Drosophilidae. Gene Ontology annotation, cellular component: transcription regulator complex; nucleus. The transcript is spliced from 3 exons. Gene Ontology annotation, biological process: regulation of transcription by RNA polymerase II. The record is from RefSeq and is a predicted model, not a curated record. Gene Ontology annotation, molecular function: DNA binding. The coding region runs from base 212 to 1228 and encodes 338 amino acids.